CGGGCGGCGUGGAGGGCGGGCUGAGCGCAUGGAACGGCGCGGGCCGGGGGCCGCCGCGGCGAGGGGCCGCGCCAGGCCGGGAGGAGCCAGAGCAACAGAGUCCCAGAUAAGCACUGGCAGACCCGGUCUGUAGGGCUGCUCUAUCGCCAAUGAACUCCAUGAACCCCAUGAAACCUGCCCUGCCCCCUGCGCCACACGGUGAUGGUUCAUUUGCAUACGAGUCUGUGCCUUGGCAACAAAGCGCCACUCAGCCGGCUGGGUCGCUAUCCGUGGUCACUACCGUGUGGGGAGUCGGCAACGCAACACAGAGCCAGGUUCUGGGGAACCCCAUGGGCCCUGCAGGAAGCCCCCCUGGUGGCUCCAUGAUGCCUGGUGUGGCAGGUGGCAGCUCCGCCUUGACCUCCCCGCAGUGCCUGGGACAGCAGGCGUUUGCUGAAGGUGGUGCUAGCAAGGGCUACGUGCAGCAAAGUGUGUAUGGCCGUGGGGGCUACCCCGGGGGCCCCAGCUUCACCACCGGAUAUGCAGGUGGCCCAGGGGGACUGGGUCUCCCCUCACAUGCUGCACGACCCUCCGCUGACUUCACACAAGCAGCAGCUGCAGCUGCCGUGGCUGCCGCUGCAGCCACUGCCACAGCUACAGCCACAGCCACCGUGGCUGCCCUGCAAGAGAAGCAGAGCCAGGAGCUGAGCCAAUAUGGAGCGAUGGGGACUGGACAGUCUUUUAACAACCAGUUUCUGCAGCAUGGAGGUCCCCGGGGGCCCAGCGUCCCCCCUGGCAUGAACCCUACUGGCAUGGGAGGGAUGAUGGGCCCCUCUGGCCUCUCCCCCAUGGCCAUGAACCCCACUCGGGCAGGAGGCAUGACGCCCUUGUAUGCAGGGCAGCGCCUACCCCAGCAUGGGUACCCUGGUCCUCCCCAGGCCCAGCCGCUGCCCCGACAAGGGGUCAAGAGAGCAUACUCUGAGGUGUAUCCAGGGCAACAGUACCUACAAGGAGGCCAGUACGCGCCCAGCACUGCCCAGUAUGCGCCCGGCCCCGGGCAACCCCCUGCCCCUUCCCCCUCUUACCCUGGGCACAGACUACCCCUGCAGCAGGGCAUGGGCCAGUCCCUGUCUGCACCAGGCCCUGCAGGACUGCACUACAAGCCUGCAGAACAGUUCAACGGGCAGGGCACCAGCUUCAACGGGGGCAGCGUCAGCUACAGCCAGCCUGGCCUGAGUGGGCCUGCCCGUUCCAUCCCUGGCUACCCCAGCUCCCCACUGCCAGGCAAUCCCACACCACCCAUGACGCCCAGCAGCAGUGUCCCAUACAUGUCCCCAAGCCAGGAGGUCAAGUCUCCCUUCCUGCCUGACCUCAAACCAGGUCUCAGCUCCUUGCACCCAUCGCCCUCUGGUAAUGGUCCUUGUGAUGAGCUGCGGCUGACCUUCCCUGUAAGGGAUGGGGUAGUCCUGGAGCCCUUCCGCCUGCAGCACAACCUGGCUGUGAGCAACCACGUCUUCCAGCUUCGAGACUCAGUCUACAAGACUUUGAUGCUGAGGCCUGACCUGGAGCUGCAGUUCAAGUGCUACCACCAUGAAGACCGGCAAAUGAACACCAACUGGCCAGCCUCCGUGCAGGUCAGCGUCAAUGCCACACCCCUCACCAUCGAGCGUGGAGAUAACAAGACCUCACACAAGCCCCUCUACCUGAAACACGUGUGCCAGCCUGGCCGCAACACCAUCCAGAUCACCGUCACCGCCUGUUGCUGCUCCCACCUCUUCGUGCUACAGCUGGUGCAUCGUCCAUCUGUCCGCUCCGUACUGCAGGGCCUACUCAAGAAGCGCCUCCUGCCUGCUGAGCACUGCAUCACCAAGAUAAAGCGGAACUUCAGCAGUGGCACUAUCCCUGGCACCCCUGGGCCCAACGGAGAGGAUGGGGUGGAACAGACAGCUAUCAAGGUGUCCCUGAAGUGCCCCAUCACCUUCCGCAGAAUCCAGCUCCCUACCCGUGGUCAUGACUGUCGCCACAUACAGUGCUUUGACCUGGAGUCAUACCUACAGCUCAACUGUGAGCGAGGGACCUGGAGGUGCCCCGUAUGCAACAAGACAGCAUUGCUGGAGGGCCUGGAGGUGGACCAGUACAUGCUGGGCAUCCUGAUAUACAUUCAGAACUCUGACUAUGAGGAGAUCACCAUCGACCCCACAUGCAGCUGGAAGCCAGUGCCUGUGAAACCUGAUGUGCACAUCAAGGAGGAGCCAGAUGGGCCGGUGCUGAAGCGCUGCCGCACCAUGAGCCCUGCCCAUGUGCUCAUGCCCAGCGUGAUGGAGAUGAUUGCAGCCCUGGGCCCCGGUGCUGCUCCUUUCACCCCCUUGCAGCCCCCUUCAGCCCCUGCCUCCAGCGACUACCCUGGCCAGGGUUCCAGCUUCUUGGGGCCUGGACCCUUCCCGGAGUCUUUCCCACCCCCCACCCCCAGCACCCCAAGCCUUCCUGAAUUCACCCCGGGGCCACCUCCCAUCUCCUACCAGUCUGACAUUCCCAGCAGUCUCCUGACUCCAGAGAAGUCUGCUCCCUGCCUCCCAGGCCAGAUGGCACCAGUGGGCCACUUGGACCCAGCCCAUAAUCCUGGGCCACCAGGGCUACACACCUCCAACCUUGGGGCACCCCCAGGUCCCCAACUGCACCAUCCAAACCCUCCCCCAGCAUCCCGGCAGCCCCUGGGUCAAGCAAGCUCAGGGUCUGUUGGUGAGCUGGCCUUCAAUCCUGCCACAGGCGUGAUGGGGCCCCCCAGCAUGUCUGGGGCAGGGGAGGCCCCAGAACCAGCACUGGAUCUGCUCCCAGAACUGACCAACCCUGAUGAGCUGCUGUCCUACCUGGGCCCACCUGACCUCCCCACAAACAGCAAUGAUGACCUGCUCUCUCUCUUUGAGAACAACUGAUCCUGUGUUAACCCCUGGCCUAGCAGGGACACACUCAGAGACAUCACCACAGCCUGCCCUCCUCUCCAAGCCCCACAGAACACCUGGCACUCUUCCCCAAAAUUCCUCAUCAGAUGUCCAGAACCAGGGUCUGCCACUGUUGUCCCCAGCCCUGAACUGUAGAAGCAGCCUGUGCUCUAAUGGAGGGGCCCCUAGACCACCAUCACCCUCCCUCCACCAGGCUCACUGCUACAGAAUGGUUUUUGCUGAGGUGCCCUGUCCACCCACUGCACACACACCCUGUGCCCCUAAUCUCACAGCCUUGCAUCUUGUCCUUCCACCCUUGCCUGCUCCCACCCAGCCUGCAUCUCGUCAAGCAUUGACCCUUCUGUUUCCACUCCUUUUUGGGAGAAGAGUCGGGUGUGCAAUUUGGCUGACUCUGUGUCCUUGGCCUGCAGCUCCAGUGGCCUGUGCCCUGCAGCCCCUGCUCUCAGAACCAAGCAGAAUGCAUAGUUCAGGGGCCUAGAGCUCUUGCCCAGCCAGCAUUGUGUGGUGUGGGGUUCCUCCCUCCACCCUAAGCUUCAGGCAGAGGCUGGGGGUGGGGGAGCUAUAAAGCACAACAAUGUACAUAGUGUAGAAACACUAACAGCUGAGAAAGGGAGGGGAAAGCUAUUUAAAUCAGCAUGUUCCUCUGUUGUACAGCCAGCCCAGGCUUCCCUGUGCUUUCUGCCCUUCCCGUGUGCAGACAGCUGGGGGAGGGACAGUGCAGUGGGAGGAGACUGAGCUUUGGCUGGCUCAGGGUGGGCUCGCAGACUCAGCUCUGUGUGAUAUUUCUCCAGUGGGCUGCUCUCCCAAGUUCCCCUUUUCUGUGAAAGUGAAGAAUUAGUACAGCUGUGUUUUUUAAAACCACCUCUCCAUCUCCACCCUGUGGGCCCACACCCAGGUGGGGAGGAGGAAGCCGCUGCAUCUGCUGGCUUGGGGCCUGCGUGUGCAAUCAGGGCUCCUGACCCUGUCCUGUCUCCUGUCUUCAAUCUCUAUUAAAGGACUCCCUCUUG
Molecule: messenger RNA, 3946 nt
Organism: Urocitellus parryii (Arctic ground squirrel)
Lineage: Eukaryota; Metazoa; Chordata; Mammalia; Rodentia; Sciuridae
Gene: Zmiz2
Product: zinc finger MIZ-type containing 2
Biological process (GO): protein sumoylation; regulation of transcription by RNA polymerase II
Cellular component (GO): chromatin
Molecular function (GO): zinc ion binding; SUMO ligase activity
Source: RefSeq, a predicted model, not a curated record